Molecule: messenger RNA, 360 nt
Organism: Tetrahymena thermophila SB210
Lineage: Eukaryota; Ciliophora; Oligohymenophorea; Hymenostomatida; Tetrahymenidae
Exons: 5
Source: RefSeq, a predicted model, not a curated record
AUGAUUUAUAAAGUAGAUUCUUCUUGCAUUUUAGAAUAAGGUAUUAAGGUUAAUCCUAAUGUCCCAAAAUUAUAAAAUAAAGCUAAAUUUGUUGACUUAAAUGUGAAGUCAAAAUAGUCAGUACUAUUUAAGAAUUACUGUAACUAUAAAGUAUGUCUUUCUAACUCAAGAUCGUUUUUGAAUAAACUUGAAUAUUGGUUAAAUAUAUAUAUAUACCUAUUUACAAUCCCUAAAGCUCCACCUUAUAAAAGUUAAAUUUCUGAUUCUGAAAAUUUAGAGCAGUCCAAAGUUAUCUUUUAAGAAGACUUUGAAUAUGCACUAAGCUUUUCGAAAUCCUUAAGAAAAUCCGUUUAGAAUUGA